UUCACGAUGAGACUGAAGCGUCGAGUCGCUUGAAUCGCCAAUUAAUCAAGACAGCUCGAGAAACAAUCUCUCGCCUUCCCGUGUCAAAUAGCCAAAUAAUAAGAACGAAGCGAUUAAAAGAAAAAUCCUCUCGAGGAGGACGUGAGCAUUUCCAGAGUAAAAUAAAAGAUGUGAACCCCGACAGAGAAGUCAGAGGCAAGAUUUGCAUGGCGGAGGGGAGAGUUGAGGCGACGAAGAAAGAGAGAAGUCUUGUGAUUUCGGAUCACCGAUCGGCCGUACCAAGUGGCAGACGCUCGCGUCUCAUGACAAGGAGAGGAGCUCUGAGUGUACCGUGCUGCGUCAUCGUAGAAUGGACACACAAGGAGGAAUGUCCCGCAACACUGGUCCUGGUUUGUAUGAAUUCCUUAUGGAAGCAGAGCUCCAGCAAUAUUAUCCUGGAAUCCGAGGGGACCUGAAAGUACAGACAACUGCUCAAUUGAAAUAUGUAACAGAGGAAGACUUGAAUGCAAUUGGAAUGAGUAAACCAGAGAUGCGUCGUUUGAAAAAGUAUUUCCAAAAACAUUUCCCUCAGAAUUACCUGUCUAAGUUUAAGAAGAUGCUGUUACCGAAACGGGAGGAACCAACCACAGGUGCUCUAACUAUGUUACCAGAGGAGAAGCAAGAUAGACCACCGAUUCGUGUUCCUAAUAAGCAUAUGAUACCAGCCGAUGCAAUUAUUGUGAACAAAGAAUUAGGAACAGGAGAGUUUGGAGUUGUUCAACAAGGUGUUUGGACGAAUGAUGGGGAGAGGAUACAAGUAGCAAUCAAAUGUUUGUCUCGAGAGAGAAUGCAGAAUAAUCCUAUUGAAUUUCUGAAAGAAGCAGCCAUAAUGCAUGCAAUAGAUCAUGAACAUAUUGUAAGAUUGUAUGGUGUAGUCUUGGAUACAAAUUCCUUAAUGCUCGUCACGGAAUUAGCACCUCUAAGAUCACUGCUAGAAUGUCUGAAAGAACCUAGUUUACGUACUAGUUUUCCUGUUCUCUCUUUGUGUGACUUUACCGUACAGAUUGCAGAUGGAAUGCAAUACUUGGAAGCAAAACGAUUAAUACACCGCGAUCUUGCUGCCCGAAAUAUCUUGGUGUUUUCUAAGAAUAAGGUGAAAAUAUCUGAUUUCGGACUGUCUCGUGCUUUAGGAGUUGGAAAGGACUAUUACCAAACGAAUUUCAACGUAAAUUUAAAAUUACCAAUAGCAUGGUGUGCACCAGAGUGCAUAUCUUAUUUGAAAUUCACUUCAGCUAGCGAUGUGUGGGCCUAUGGAGUGACUUUAUGGGAGAUGUUUAGCUAUGGUUUUCAACCAUGGGCAGCACUGACAGGCCACCAAAUCUUAGAAGCGAUAGAUGAACCUAACUUUCAAAGAUUAGAACAACCAGAGUGUUGUCCAAAAGAUUACUUCUCACUGAUGCAACAGUGUUGGCAGCAUGAACCAUCCAAACGCCCUAAGUUCUCUGAAUUAAUUAAUCUUUUGCCUGAUUUAAAACCAGAACAGGUUCAAGCUGUUCAGGAUAGCACAGAGAUAGGUCAACUUGUCUACAGACAAGGAGAUGUUAUUACUGUUCUGGACAAAGGAAGUAGUAACAUGUUAUGGAAGGGUGUUUUAAAUAAUGGAAAAACUGGUUUCUUCAAUCCUGCUCACACAAUAGCAUAUCUUGGAUCAAAUUUACCAAGCAAUAAGCCUGGAGAAUUUACGCGUGGCGAUGGAAAAAAUGCCUUUUCCUCUCAGCGAAGAAAGAUUCGGACAGAUAUGAUCUCCUCUCCUCAGGGUGAUUUAAAACACACUGGCCAUGUCGGAUUAGAUGGAGCUUAUUUUGGUGACAUUGGUUUUCUUGGUGGAAAGUACCCACACUUACCACGACAAGUGGUGACUCCGUACAAACCACAGGAAGAUGUAACGGACAAUUCUAGUCAAGCUCUGAACCAAGAUGCAAGGAAUACAGAGACUAACAGAGAAGUAUUAAGGGAUAACAGGAGUGUACAGCAAGACACUCAUAAUAAGCAUGAAAGUUUGUGGUCUGAUGCAAGUUCUGAAGUAUGUCAUGUGGCAAAUUCGAGUAAACAGUCUGUACCAUUGAACGUGGCUAGUAAUAAUGAUACUCUUGGAGCAGAUCAUGAAUAUCAUGAGAUCAGUGACGAAGAAAAUCAGGAUAGCCCGUUAAGAUUCGACAAAACGUUAAAUUUCGACUUUGGUCCAAGUUUGUUGGCUGAAAUGGAUCAGAUGUUUAGAUCAUUAGGAUCUUCUCCUCCUCCACCACCCCCUGUUCAUCCUUUAUCAACUGAGCACGAAUCGAGUAAUGUUAGAAACGAGCUGAGGGAAAUACAAGCGAAACAGGGCAAUAAAAAAAAACAAGCCACCGUGAAGCCUAUCUCAGCUGCCGAUCAGAAAACACUCUACUCAGCCAUUGCUAUGGCACAGGAAUUGACAGCACGUUCCAUGACAGAUCUUGAACAUCCACCGGAGUCUCCCCGAACACCUGCCAGUCCUUCAAGACGCAGAAAGUUCUCUUUUAAGUUGCCACAUCAACACAGUCCCAAACCCGACAGACGACACUUUUCAGAAGAAGCUGCCAGUAUACCUGACAUACAGGCUACGUUGUCGGACGAGGCCAAGGAAGUCUACAACAGCCUCGUAGAGACGCCCAGCAUAGAGACCGCCUCAGACACCAAUCCUCUGCGCAUGCUACGUUCUGGGAUGCCCAUUGUUAGGCCUAGAAUACGCGGGAACAAGCACGCCACUCUGAGCCACACGAUAUCACACCAGGAGGACCUUUCUACGGACCAGCUCCACUUCGACGCCUACCACAGUGGUUCUAAGACCUUGCCCAAGAUUAGAGCACCUCCGCCACCACACGCACCCCCACCUCUGCCACAGGCUAGACACCUGGAGAGACAUCAUUCUGCCCUGGAAAUAGAGAAUAAUCAGAAUCAGAGCAACGUGGACGAGAAUCCCAUACCUUUGCCACCUAGGGAUAGGUCCAAGACGCUGCAACCUAAGUCCAGCUUACCCAGACAUCAGAGGAAGCAUCCCUUGAUCAUACCUGGUGGAGGAGUAACAAGAACUCUGGCCAAGAUGGCAGUUACCACACCCCCCAUUGAGGACCAGGUAGAUGGGAGCCUGCAGAGCACUAGUUCAUCAGUAGCCAGCAGCUCACUGCAAGAGGGUUAUUCUUCAGAGACUUCAGCCAAUAGUCCCGAAGAGUUCGAGCAACGUAUAGACUCCGAAUUAGCAGCGUUGGAUUCCCUACCAGCUGAUGAGACUAAGUUGCACCGCUUCAGCGUUAUUUCUGAGGAUCUUCUCGAAUUCUCUGACAAUCUCAUUGAUUGUGACACUCAGUACAGUCAGAAAAUGCAGGAAAGCAGUGACGUACAGUCCACUGACUCCUCGACGGAACGUCUUCAGAGGAAGGUCAGCGUGGAGUCGAAAAGCUCCCUUAGGAGCUUAGCAUCCAAGUGUGUUCAGGAAAAUGAGGCAGGUGAAGCAAGCAGAAACCCCACUCCAACGGGUUCUAAUAAGUCUGAGGACUCGGUGGUCUCCAACAACAGACUUUCAGCUUCCAAGAGAACUCCUCUGAUUCAGAGACCGUCUAAUUAUAUGCUGCAGUUCGAUUAUGGAGAAUACUCAGAGAAUAGCUCUCAGCCUCGAUGUAACGCGAGCAAGCAGCAAUCAGAAGCGUCCAAAGAAUCCUUGGCUACAGAUUCAAACGACAGUUUUCACUCUGCUAGUCUGACUGGUGAUCUGUCCAGACAAUCUGAUCAUGUAUCCUGUGAAGAUUUACUGGAGUUUGCCUGUGACGGACCUAACGCGAGAAGAACACGUGGCCCAAGAAAUGGAGAGCAAUCUGAUGAGGUUAGGAUUAUGAUGAAAGUACUGCACGAACAAUCCACACCAGAAUCGUGCAUAGCAGCAUUAAAUGUGACAGAUUGGGACGUGCUGGCGGCCAUCAAGCUGGAACGUCUGCAGGGAUUGCUGAAAAAGGAAAACAACUUCGUUGGUUUGGAGGAUUGCAAGGUUAUGUUGAACCAGUGUGGAGGUGACGUGGUUAAGGCGGCUGCGUUGCUGAGAAGCACUGACGACACUGCCGCUGUUUAA
Molecule: messenger RNA, 4120 nt
Organism: Habropoda laboriosa
Lineage: Eukaryota; Metazoa; Arthropoda; Insecta; Hymenoptera; Apidae
Gene: Ack-like
Product: tyrosine-protein kinase PR2
Exons: 8
Coding region: 350-4120 (1256 amino acids)
Biological process (GO): protein phosphorylation
Molecular function (GO): protein tyrosine kinase activity; protein binding; ATP binding
Source: RefSeq, a predicted model, not a curated record